Molossus molossus (Pallas's mastiff bat) is the source of this 781-nucleotide messenger RNA. It is a transcript of the gene PTTG1, whose product is annotated as PTTG1 regulator of sister chromatid separation, securin. Gene Ontology annotation, cellular component: nucleus; cytoplasm. The record is from RefSeq and is a predicted model, not a curated record. Lineage: Eukaryota; Metazoa; Chordata; Mammalia; Chiroptera; Molossidae. The transcript has 6 exons. Gene Ontology annotation, biological process: chromosome organization. The coding region runs from base 112 to 711 and encodes 199 amino acids.
GGUGAAUGGAGAGGUCGCGGGGGGCGGGGGCGGGGGACGUCUGGUGAGGAAAAAGGCGUGUUGGGGGUCCGCGCCGGGGGAAUGGGGCGAGGGCCCGAGGGUUAAUCCAGAAUGGCUACUGUGAUCUUUGUGGAUAAGGAAAAUGGACAACCAGGCACCCGGGCCAGUUCUAAGGACCGGCUGAAGCUGGGGUCCCGGCCUUCAGUCAAAGCUUUAGAUGGCAGAACUCAGGUUUCAACACCACAUGUUGGUAAAAUGUUUGAUGCUCCUCCGGCCUUACGUAAGGCUCCCAGAAAGGCUUUGGGAACUGUCAACAGAGCUACAGAAAAGUCAGUAAAGACUGAUGGACCUCUCAAGCAGAAACAGACAAACUUCUCUGCUAAAAAGGUGACCGAGAAGACUGUUAAAGCAAAAAGCUCUGUUCCUGAUUCGGAUGGCACCUAUCCAGAAAUAGAAAAAUUUUUUCCCUACAAUCCUCUAGAUUUUGAGAGUUUUGACCUGCCUGAAGAACAUCAGAUUGCACAGCUCCCCUUGAAUGGAGUGCCCCUCAUGAUCCUCGACGAGGAGAGGAAACUUGAAAAGCUGUUACACCUCGGCCCCCCUUCACCUCUGAAGAUGCCCUCUCCACUGUGGGAGUCCGACCCGUUGCAGUCACCCUCAAGCUCUCUGUCAGCUCUGGACGUGGAACUGCCACCUGUUUGCUGUGACUGAGAGAUUUAAGUUUCUCAGUGCUUUAUCGUUUGUAUGUAUUAAUAGUUUGUACUAAUAAAGCAAUUCUUUA